Molecule: messenger RNA, 1083 nt
Organism: Copidosoma floridanum
Lineage: Eukaryota; Metazoa; Arthropoda; Insecta; Hymenoptera; Encyrtidae
Product: tigger transposable element-derived protein 2-like
Source: RefSeq, a predicted model, not a curated record
AUGUCAAAAACACAAGUUUUAGACGAUUUUGCUUAUAAACCAGCUUUAGGGUACAAGUCUGUUUUUACUGCAGAGCAGAAAAAGUAUAUGUGCGACAAAAUUUUAGAGAAUGAGGCAAGAUUGCAUGGUUUCACCCAAUUGGAAGUUCGAAGGCUAGGGUACACCUUUGCUCAAAAUUUAAAUAUACCAAAUCGUUUCAAGAAUGAUACUCAAAAACCAGAGCCAACAUCUGCAGCUAGAGCAAGUGGCUUUAACAAACGUAGCAUUGAUGAAUUUUAUAAAAUACUGAAAAGUGCAUAUGAUCAGUAUGAUUUUGAUGCUCAAAACAUCUACAAUGUAGAUCAGACAGGUGUUUCUUGCAACCCUAAGAGCCAAGCAAAAGUGGUAGCAUUAAAAGGCAAGAGGCAGGUUGGUUCGAAAGUUUCUGCAGAAAGAGGCACAACUGUGACUGCCUGUAUAUGUUUUUCGGCCUCAGGGAAAUAUAUGCCACCGAUGCUAAUAUUUCCUCGCAAGAAUGAAAAUCCAAGAUACUUGGAAGGCAAGCAGCAAGAUUCAUGGGCUGAGUUUAAUGGAAGUGGCUGGAUGGAAGAGAAAGUAUUUACAAAGUGGCUAGAACGGUUUAUUCAUUUCUCAAAUGCAAGUACGAGUAAUCAAGUAUUGUUGCUAUUAGAUGGCCAUGCAACGCAUGUUAAGAACCUUGAUGCAAUUAAACUGGCUCAAUCUAAUGGUGUUGUGAUGAUCUGCUUUCCCCCACACUGUACCCACAAAAUUCAGCCACUGGAUGUAUCUUACAUGAAGCCAUUAAGAAAUUUUUAUACUGCUGAGGUAAAUAAAUGGAUGAGAGAGCAUCCUCAGUGUACCAUAGGAUUGAAAGAUAUUUUUUCAAUUUUUACUCCAGCAUUUUUAAAAGCUUCUUGUAUGGCUACUGCUGUCAAUGCAUUCAGGAAGACUGGUAUUUUUCCUUUCAAUCCAGAAGUAUUCACUGAAGAUGACUUUGUAGCAUCAAAAUCCAUUGGUAGUAUUGCUACCACAAGCUCAGGUGAAAAUGCAGUAACAAGCAUACAAGCUCUCACAAGAGAAUAG